GGUGGAACUUAUAUACCAGCUGGUGGAACUUAUAUACUAGCUAGUGGAACUUAUAUACCACCAAACCCUCCAAGAGAAGCACCUGCACCAGGACUACCUAAAACAUUUACAUCGUCACAUGGACACAGACACAGGCAUGCACCAAAACAACAACAACAACCAACAGUUCAAAAUCCAGCACCACAACCAACAGUUCAAAACACUACACAACAACCAACAGUUCAAAACCCUGCACAACAACAACCACAAACAGAGCAAGGACAUAAAAGAAGUAGAGAACAAGGAAACCAAGAAUUCUUAAAAAUGCUUAAGGAAAAUUAUGGUUACCCAGAUACUCUUGACUUUAGUGACAGAUAUAAAGAAGCUAUUCGAAAGUUCAAGGAAGGAAAUACUGACCCGAACCUAUUUAGCUUUAUGGUUCAGCACCAAAUGGGAUAUAAUUUCAAACCUGGAAAAUACAAGCUCGCUAAGGGAUAUGAUUUAAUAGCAUAUCAUCCAAAUGACAUGGAUGAAUUUACUCCGAGAUAUUUGAUGUCAGAGCUAAAUGAUAAUUCAACUCUCUUCAUGAAACGCGUAAAAAAUAGAGACGGAACGAAAGAAGAAAGGUUUAUGAGUCCGGAUGACUUAGAUAGGGAACUUUUUAAAAACGGUCUCGGAAUAUAUGAAAUGCCAGCAGAUGAGGUACAAGAAACUCAACAGGAAGAAGUUCAGAUACAACCAGACAUGGAAGAAAUAGUUCAGCAACAACAGCUAGAAGAGCCUGAAGGAAACGAACAAGUUCCUCCUUUGGAAACUAACUUCACAGAACUAGAUGAAGAUUUGGAACAGCCGAAAAAUCUUGACCCUCAACAAGACUAUGAGGUGAAUAUGGAAUCUUUCCAAGAGUCUAAGAAAAAUUCGGCUGACAGAGUAGAAGAAUAUCGAAAAAUGUUCACCGACAUACAAAAGACUCCAACAUCAGAUGAAAAUAUUCAGCAUAGAAUGGAAGUACUGAAAGAAAAUGUACGCAAAUACAAUAA
Molecule: messenger RNA, 1019 nt
Organism: Trichomonas vaginalis G3
Lineage: Eukaryota; Parabasalia; Trichomonadida; Trichomonadidae
Product: protein of unknown function, DUF4106 family
Exons: 1
Source: RefSeq, a predicted model, not a curated record